GAAGCAACUGCCAAAUUGUUUAUGAUUUGAAAGAUAUGAAAAGACCCAACAUUUCUUUCUCCGACAGUCUUUUAUUCGACUUUUCGAUCAUACUUAAUGGACUCCAGACUCAAAGAGAAUGAAACGCAUGAUCGUUUCGGGAAAAAGUGAAAGAGAGAAAUGGAUUGCCGUUUAUGCGUUUUCCUUGUUUGGUUUGUUUUGACGAAUGAAGUCAGCUGUUUGCUACCAGGGAAAAUGAUCCAUUUGUUUAGAAGCCAAACUAGUACAAAGCGAAGAAAUUGUUCAAUUCAUCGAUCAGCCAUAGUCAGAGAAAUAUUGACCAAGGACUUUUUUCCAAUAUUUGACAAGUAUGGAGUUGAGGUACCAAAGAAAUGCAAGCUGAAUAAAGACAGAGAUAUUUUCAAAUGGAUAGAACAAAAUAAGACAUAUGUUGAUGGCCUCUCUCUUCAAUGUGAACUGUGUGGAAAACAAUUUUACCAACAAUUUAGUCUAUAUGAGCACGCAAAAAGGAAACAUUCAGAUGUGUUCUUCAAUGCACCAAACGCUGUAUGUCUUGCUGAUUUUUGUGACAUAUUCAAAUGUGAUCUGCAUGAAAAAUAUCCACAUAACAUUCCAGAUGCAUUGGAUUGUAAUAAAAAACAUGUUGAUAAUCUCAGAAGACAGUGUGAGGCCAUCAUGCGAUCCUGUCUACCAGAAAAACUGUUCUUUUAUGUUUAUGAUAAACUUUAUAUGGCAAUAUGCUCAACUUUAACAUGUGAAAAGUUUUUGCAUCCAUUCAAAGAUUCUGUGUCUGUAUUCACAGUUGUCACUUUGUCAAUAACAGUUCCGAUAUCCGUCUUCAUAUUAGCCCAUAUUUGCCUGUACCUCAUUGACAACAUGGAAAGUGUUGAUGAAGAUAAAAAGUUUAUGCAAACACAAAGAGCUAGAUAUGAGGCAAGAAAUGCUGAAUUAAAUGCAAGAUUUUAUUCAAGAAGAACCAAUGGAAUGGAACCAAGGCAUCGCAAAACAAACAGAUACAUGCGAUUAAAUCGUUAAGCUAGACUGUAAAUAGAUUUAAUAAGUAAGCUAAAUCGAAAGCAUCACAACAAUCUGUGUUUGAUUGCUAGUGUGGUGCUCAAGCAGCAAGGUUUGUUUAUGGCCAGGUUGUUUUGAAGUAAUAUUUAGGCUGUUAUAGCACUGUACCGUUACUAUAUAAGCAUGCCUUCAAAGACAGUGGUAAGAAAGUGGCUAAAUAUUCGCAUGAUGCUUAAUUCCAUAGCAAAUUAUGCCAUCCCCCUGUUGUCAAAUCCAGGUCCAAAAGACAGAAUGCUGUUGAAAGUUGUUAUAUAAGCUUAUUAAGAGGUUUAACAAAUAAACUCAUGGCAGUUCAGUUCUGGUUUAUUUGCUGCAUAUUUGCUGCCACUUGCUGCAUUCCAGUGCCACCCCAUCUCAGGUAAGCUCUUUAAAGACGGAGGUUGAAUAGUUCAAUACAAAUUCAAUACAACCCCAGUGUGCUCUGACUUGAGCAUUGAAUUGCCUUUGACAUACCUCUUUAAAGGUACAAGGCCCCACUAAUUUUGGGUUAUGUUUCAAGAUUCAAUGUUUUUUCUCAAGUAAUCUUUACAGUUUUUAAUUACUUAGUAUUUAUCUUCAGUUAGCAAUGGAGUUUUUGAAUAUUAUUUUGUAACUUAAAAUACAUUUUAGUCUUACACAUUUUAGCUAAUAUGUGAUUAUGUUAUUAAUGUUAAUUUUCCAUUUCAUUCAUACUUAUUAUCAGCAAAAUUUACCUCUUUAGCAAAUGUAUAAUGACGUAAUUAUGACAUUUUUGCACAAAUAAUUGAAACAUUAUGCAUUAUAA
Rhopilema esculentum is the source of this 1837-nucleotide messenger RNA. RefSeq lists its product as uncharacterized. The record is from RefSeq and is a predicted model, not a curated record. NCBI's taxonomy places the organism in Eukaryota, Metazoa, Cnidaria, Scyphozoa, Rhizostomeae, Rhizostomatidae.